Messenger RNA from Pleurotus ostreatus (oyster mushroom), 1569 nucleotides. RefSeq lists its product as uncharacterized. Bases 1 to 1569 code for a protein of 522 amino acids. The record is from RefSeq and is a predicted model, not a curated record. NCBI's taxonomy places the organism in Eukaryota, Fungi, Basidiomycota, Agaricomycetes, Agaricales, Pleurotaceae. Gene Ontology annotation, cellular component: clathrin vesicle coat; plasma membrane; endosome. The transcript is spliced from 7 exons. Gene Ontology annotation, biological process: actin filament organization; endocytosis. Gene Ontology annotation, molecular function: clathrin binding; phospholipid binding.
AUGCAGCACCUGGGCAAGGCCGCGCUGCGAGUCACGAAGAACUACACGAAGGGGUACUCAGAUACGCAGGCCAAAGUCCGCGAGGCCACGUCGAACGACCCAUGGGGGCCAUCGGGCACGCAGAUGAACGAGAUUGCGCAGCUAACGUAUAAUCAGGGGGACUUCGUUGAGAUAAUGGAGAUGCUGGAUAAGCGCCUCAACGACAAGGGCAAGAACUGGAGACAUGUAUUCAAGUCGUUGACUCUACUUGAUUACUGUCUGCACGCGGGGUCGGAAAACGUCGUGAUCUACUUCCGCGACAACCUCUACGUUAUCAAAACAUUAAAGGAAUUUCAGUAUAUUGACGAAGAAGGUAAGGAUCAAGGCGCCAACGUGAGGCAGAAGGCCAAAGACAUCACCAAUCUGCUGCAAGACGAAUCACGUUUACGGGAAGAACGACGGUCGCGGGCUCAUAUGCGGGAUCGGAUGAUCAAGGCGAACGGCGGCGAGGAAGGUGGUCCCAGCUCAUUCGAUGAAGACGAAAAUGUAGUAAGGCGGCGUAAUAACCGCGGGCCUGGUGCUGGUGCCCCAAAGGAGGACGAUGAAUUGAAGCGCGCCAUCGAGGAAAGCAAGAGGUCUCAUGCGGUGGAGCAAGCCAAAGCUGCGGAGGAACGGGAUCUUGAGCAGGCCAUCAAACUCAGCGAGGAGGAAGAAGCAAAAAGGCACAAAGCUGUGGAGGACUCGAAUUCAAGCGCGCUAUUCGACGACACCAACCAACUUCCCCCGCCAACCACAACAAACCCGUUCCCACUCAAUGACGCCAAUCCUUACGCCAAUCUUCAGCCUCAAUACACCCAGCUCCAGCCUCAGUUUACCUCGAUGCAGCCUCAAUUCACUGCAGCAAUACAACCCCAGUUCACCUCCUUCAACCCUUACCAGCAACAAGCACAGCAGGAAGCUCUCCAGGCUGAAUACCUCCGUCAGCAACAAGAGUUCCUUGCCCAGCAACAGGCUGCUCAGCAGCAGCAACAGCAAGAAGAGUGGCUGAGGCAGCAACAACUUCUACAGAUGCAGCAGCAGCAGGCCCAACAGGCCCAGCUUCAACAGCAGAACACCUCCCUCUUCGCACCUCAACAACCUCUCGCGCCACAGCCGACUGGAUUUGGAACCAACAAUCCUUUCGCGCCAUCUCCAUCAGCGUUUUCGCCUGCUCAGCUGGGUCCAUCCCCCACUGCCUCAAGGGGGCCAUCGUUCAACCUCCAGGGGACAUACGCUAAUUCUUCGGCUCCAUCUUUCACCUCAAGCCCUUCAAUCACGCCAUCCAUAUCGCAUUCCUCGAGCCCGGUAUCGGGGCCAGGUCAAGGCAGGCCGCCUAUAGUCAAAACGAAGAACGACGAGCAGCACGCUCAACUCGCCAGUUUAUUUGCGAACAAAGACGACGGGAUGGAUACUUUCGGGAAUACCGGAAUACUGAGGUACGGUCAGUCGGACGCCGCCAGGCUCGUUGCCGCCCAAACUGGAGGCCACAAUCCGUUCGCUCGGCAACAGCAGCAGCAACAGGGCGCCGACAAGCCUUUCUUUGAUAUCUAG